Phascolarctos cinereus (koala) is the source of this 858-nucleotide messenger RNA. Its product is annotated as olfactory receptor 9G4-like. Lineage: Eukaryota; Metazoa; Chordata; Mammalia; Diprotodontia; Phascolarctidae. Gene Ontology annotation, molecular function: olfactory receptor activity. Gene Ontology annotation, biological process: G protein-coupled receptor signaling pathway. The record is from RefSeq and is a predicted model, not a curated record. Gene Ontology annotation, cellular component: membrane.
AUGAAGUGUGGGUUUCUGAGAGACUAUUUAGGAGAGGUUCGGAGGGAAGCAAAAGGAGAUAUUCAUGGGUCCAACAGAAGGUAUGUCAGAGCUGAAGAGCAAGAAAAGAAACAGACUGUCUUGUCUCACAAGCUGUCCCCUGCCAGGCUGAAGGUUGCCACCACUAUGUCUGUGGAAGUGGGGAAUUGGACCACCUUGACUGAAUUAAUCCUUCUUGGCUUCUCAGCUGACCCCCAGAUGCAACUGGUCUUCUUUGGAGCUUUUUUGACUCUUUGUUUGCUAACAUUAGCAGGGAACAUGACUCUAGUUAUCUUAAUCAGGAUUGACUCCCGUUUGCAUACCCCCAUGUAUUUUUUCACUGGUAGUCUGUCAUUCUUAGAUUUCUGGUAUACAUCUGUGUACACCCCCAAAAUCCUGGCCACCUGUAUUUCAGAGGACAAGCGUAUAUCCUUGGCAGGCUGUGGUGCCCAAUUUUUCUUUUCCUGUGCUGUGGCCUACACUGAGUGUUACCUCCUUGCUGCUAUGGCCUAUGACCAUCAUGCAGCAGUCUGCAACCCCCUUCUCUAUUCAGCUGCAAUGUCCAGGUCUCACUGUGUUGGGCUAGUGGCUGGGUCGUACAUAGGUGGGUUCCUGAAUGCCAUAGCCCACACUGCUAAUACAUUUCGCCUGAAAUUUUGUGGGAAAAACAUCAUUGACCACUUCUGUGAUGUACCCCCGGUGAAGAUGUCCUGCACUGACGCACAAGUCUAUGAGAAAGUGCUCCUGGGAGUGGUGGGGUUCACAGUUUUGUCUAGCAUACUAGCCAUCCUGAUGUCCUACUUUAACAUCCUCCCGGCCAUCCUUCGGAUCUGCUCAUAG